AUGUUUCGUCAACCUCCUCAUCCUUCUUUUUCUUCUUAUUCUUUCCUACGCCCUCAUCUUUCGCUUCUUUUUUUCUAUUUUCUACUUUCUCCUCCUACUACAUCUUUUUCUACCUGCACCUCCCUUUUUCUAAAUUCUUCUCCUCUUCCUUCUACUUUCUCACCACAUACGCCUUCUCCAGUUUCUACAUACUUUCUCCUCUUCUUCCUCUUUUUACACAAUCUCUCCACACUUACUUCUCCUCACUUUUUUCUACCUGCUUAUCCUCUUCCUCCUAUUUUUUUCGCAUAUCCUCCUACUACUACUUCCCCAUCUCAUCUUCCUCCUACUUUCGCUUCCUUCCCACACCCUCCACCUACUUCUUUCCCACAUCUUUCUUCUAUUUCUUCCUUUUUUUUCUAUAUCCGCCGCCUACUUCUUUCUUUUUUCUACAUCUUCCUCCUACUACUACAUCUUUCCAUAUUCCCCUCCUCCUACUACUACUACUUUCCUACACCCUCUUCCUACUUUUCUUCUUUUCCACAGCUUCCUCCUACUUUUCCGUUUUCCCUAUAUUCUCCUACUAUUACUUCCCCACAUUCUCUUCCUGCUACUACUAUUUCCCUUCUUUUCCACCCCCUCCUACUACUACUGAUUGUUACCAAUAUCCUCCUCUUACUUCGUCUUUCCCAACAUUCUCCUCCCCAUAGCCUCUUCCUACUACUACUACUUCUUACUACUACUAUUCUUUCUCUUCCUAGUUCUUCUUUCUCACAUCCUUUUCUUCCUUUUUAUUUUCCACACUUCCUCCUCCCUCUCCUUCUUCUUCUCAUAUCCUCCUCCAAUUACUACCUCUUCUUUCACACACCCUCCUAA
Molecule: messenger RNA, 855 nt
Organism: Acanthosepion pharaonis
Lineage: Eukaryota; Metazoa; Mollusca; Cephalopoda; Sepiida; Sepiidae
Source: the annotation of a GenBank genome assembly